This is a messenger RNA of Aspergillus campestris IBT 28561, 1969 nucleotides long. RefSeq names its product putative MFS multidrug transporter. Gene Ontology annotation, biological process: transmembrane transport. Gene Ontology annotation, molecular function: transmembrane transporter activity. Lineage: Eukaryota; Fungi; Ascomycota; Eurotiomycetes; Eurotiales; Aspergillaceae. The transcript has 7 exons. Bases 288 to 1910 code for a protein of 540 amino acids. The record is from RefSeq and is a predicted model, not a curated record.
CUGCGACGUCAGAAAUUUUCCGCUGAGUAUCUCGGAGAUUCCUGCAGGAAAGGAUUACAUAGCUAUGAUUAUCAUUAUGACUAUGACUCAGUGUGCGCCGGUUUAUGGGAUCCCCACUUGCCGUUUGCAGGGCUAUAUAACGCGCGGCUGGUAUGCUGGUCGUUUGGGGAUCGGUUCAGGAAGGUUGAGCAUGGGAUAUUAGGGAAUGAAUGAAUGUUUAUUCGGACGCUGCUUUGUUUCAAUUACUUACUUAUUUGAUUUAAGAAGUAUUUGUUUAGGUGGACAGUAUGGUUUCGGAGAAGAAAGUUGGUGAGACGCUCUCGUCGGUUGUGCCUGUUUCCCCGGGUAGUGAGAGUCCUCGUGGGGAAUCGGUUUCCUCCCUUCACUCCGAGCAAAGAAGUCCACAGGCAGACGAUAAUGAUGGAUAUCAAUUGAUUGAAUUAGGCGACGGCCAUGUCCUGGUCGAGUUCAGUGACGGGUCUAUCAAGAACCCGAAUAAUUGGUCUACAGGCAAAAAAACAUACAUGGUCCUCGCAGCCCUAUUCCUCGUCAUGAACAGCGGCAUCUCCGCCUCCCUACCCAGCAACUGCGUCCCGGCCAUCAUGGAAGAGUUCCACAUCCAAGGCAAGGGCCAGAACGUGCUUCCCACGGCGAUCUUCCUAAUUGGAUACGUGGUUGGCCCGUUGGUGCUCAGUCCGCUGAGCGAGACUAUCGGACGAAGGCCCGUUCUAUCUUGGACGCUCACGGCUUUCGUGUUGGGGACGCUGGCUUGCGCUCUGGCGCCGAGCUGGGCCUCGCUUCUUGUCUUUCGGCUGGUGUGUGGGCUUGCUGGCGCGGCGCCGCAGACGGUUGUGGGGGGGUUGUAUGCGGAUUUGUUUGAUGAUCAGAGGACGAGGGGGAGGGUUAUGGCUUUUUAUAUGGCGGCAUCCAGCUUUGGGCCUAUUAUUGGCCCAAUUAUUUCAGGAUUCGCCGUCCAGUACGGCUGGCGCUGGACGUUCCGUAUUGAUGUUAUCCUGGCGGGUUGCUGCUGGCUUUAUCAUCUCUUCAUGUCGGAAACGUUCGCACCGGCCAUACUCAAGAAGCAAGCAGCGAAGCUGAACAAAGUGUCUGGGUCAACGUGCCAUGUCUCUAGGAAGCAGUUGCAGGCUAUCAACGCCAAGUCUAGCUUUGUCCAGACCUUUACCCGGCCCAUUACUAUGCUUGUCACCGAGCCUAUUGUGCUAUGCAGUUCGAUAUACAUCGCUCUCGCGUAUAGUCUGAUAUUCUUCUACUUUCAGGCUUAUCCGAUUAUUUUCCAGCAAACCUACAACUUCGACGAACAGAGCACAUCGCUUGCUUACAUACCUAUGGGCAUCGGCGCCGUCUGCUCGGGCCUAUUCACCUUCUACUACGACACGAUCUACGAAAAAGCCAAAGCGCGCGGCAAGCCCUGGACCGCCAGCCCCGAAAUGCAGCGCCUACCACUCUCCUGCAUCGCAGGACCGUGCCUAACAAUCAGCCUCUUCUGGCUAGCAUGGACCGCCAAUCGCAGCGUACACUGGAUGGCACCCGUUCUCUCAGGUCUUCUGUUCGGCCUCGGAUAUCAAACGAUCUUCAUCUCGCUGCUCACGUACGUCACGGACGCGUACCGCAUCUACUCGGCUAGUGCGCUGGCCGCGUCUGUCAUCCUGCGCAGUAUUGUGGGGGCGCUGUUCCCGCUGGCGGCGGAUCCGCUGUAUGCGUCGCUUGGGGUCGCGUGGGGGACUUCUGUGGUGGGGUUUAUUAGUGUGGCUUGUGUGCCGAUUCCUAUGGUGUUUCUUUAUGCUGGGCCGUGGAUACGGAAGCGGAGUCGCUUUUGUCAGCGGUUGUUGAGGGAGGAUGAGGAGAUGAAGGGGAUUGUGGGGGGAGUUAGGGGGGUGAGAGAGGUGUGAACUGAUUGGGAGAGUGGAUGUUAUGAUAAUGACUAUAGAUUGACACGUAUAGAUAGAGG